UCAAAGCUGAGCAUCUGUACAAAGCAAUCCAGUCUUACAUUGAGCUGAUGGACAGACAUGGUGGAGAGCUUAAGGAGCUCAUCUUAGAGCUACAGAAUAUUGCGGACAACUUGGAUAAGGUUUCAAAAGGAACCAAGAUUGCUGGUAUCACUGGAGGUGCAUCAUCAGUUGCAGGAGGGGUGGCAGCUGCCGCCGGGGUGAUUCUGGCCCCUUUCACAGCGGGAGCCUCACUGGCCCUCACUGUGGUUGGUGCUGGUGUGGCUGCAGCCGGCGGUGUCACUGGUGCAUCAGCAGCCAUUGCAAACAAGGCAAAUUUAACUCAAGACAAUAAGAAAAUCGAAAAAACCUUGCAGGAAUUUAAGGAACGUUCUGAAGAAAUUCUAACAUGCUUGAAGUUCAUCAAUGAAGGCAUGGACCUGCUGAAGCAGCAUGGUCUGGCUCCUCUUGAAGACAUGGUGGAUAAAAAGAGGCUGAAUUCGUGGACGGCAGUCUCUGUGGUGCAGCUCACUCUAGGGAAAGCGAGUGCCAUAGCAUCAGAUAAGAGCAGCAAUGCUUCUGGAAUGCUGGAUGGCUUCAAACUUGGCAUGGAUUACUACUUCACCAAAGAUGGGAGGAAAGUGAAGAGAGGUCUCGAGUCAAAGCUCGCAAAGAAGCUCCGGAAAAUAGCAGAAGACCUUGACCUUGCAUUGAAAGAGCUUCAUAAAAUAAAAGAUGUCUUCAGUGAGAGUGCCUAAAGAUAUUAAGUAUUUUACAGAGUAGAGCUUUGGGAUUUAGAUCCGGUUAUGGUUUGAUUUGGGUUUCUUAUAGAAUAAAGUAGAAUUUUAAAAUGUUAAUCAUCAUAGAUUCAAUGAUUAU
Molecule: messenger RNA, 855 nt
Organism: Cyprinodon variegatus (sheepshead minnow)
Lineage: Eukaryota; Metazoa; Chordata; Actinopteri; Cyprinodontiformes; Cyprinodontidae
Product: apolipoprotein L3-like
Exons: 3
Coding region: 48-734 (228 amino acids)
Biological process (GO): lipoprotein metabolic process; lipid transport
Cellular component (GO): extracellular region; membrane
Molecular function (GO): lipid binding
Source: RefSeq, a predicted model, not a curated record